Messenger RNA from Chinchilla lanigera (long-tailed chinchilla), 3763 nucleotides. RefSeq names its product SAM domain and HD domain 1 (gene Samhd1). Gene Ontology annotation, cellular component: nucleus. Gene Ontology annotation, biological process: dGTP catabolic process; defense response to virus; regulation of innate immune response. The record is from RefSeq and is a predicted model, not a curated record. Lineage: Eukaryota; Metazoa; Chordata; Mammalia; Rodentia; Chinchillidae. Gene Ontology annotation, molecular function: protein binding; dGTPase activity.
ACUUGCAGGCUGGUUCAGUUGUUAGUGCGCCUGCGCGCGGGGCCGGCGCCGUAGUUCUUGUCUGUGCAGCCCGGCUCCUGAGUGUAGCCAUGCAGAGAUCCGACUCCAAGCAACCCGCCAAGCGGCCCCGACGCGAUGGCAGCCCAAGUACUCCACCAGACACUCCCUCAGGGACGAACAGGUCCCCGGUCUCGGAACUCCACCCGGACCACCGGACCUGGGACCCGGAGCAAGUGUGCUACUACUUGAAGGGCUGUGGCUUCACAAAACCGGGACUCCUGAAAAACUUCCGAGAAAAUAAAAUCACGGGUUCAUUACUGCCCUUCCUCGAUGAGUCUCUGCUCGAAAACCUUGGAGUAAGGUAAUUAAUGAUCCUAUCCAUGGCCAUAUUGAGCUGCACCCUCUUCUCAUCCGAAUCAUUGACACUCCUCAGUUUCAGCGGCUUCGAUAUAUUAAACAGUUGGGAGGCGGCUACUAUGUUUUUCCAGGAGCUUCACACAAUCGAUUUGAGCAUAGUCUAGGGGUUGGAUAUCUGGCUGGAUGUCUAGUUCGUGAACUGUGUGACAAACAACCAGAGCUACAGAUAAGUGAGCGAGAUAUUCUCUGUGUUCAGAUUGCUGGGCUUUGUCAUGAUCUUGGACAUGGACCAUUUUCUCAUAUGUUUGAUGGAAGAUUUAUCCCACUUGCUCGACCAGAGGUGAAAUGGACGCAUGAACAGGGAUCAGUUCAGAUGUUUGAGUAUUUAGUGAAUUCUAAUGGACUCAGGGCUGUCAUGGAACAGUAUGGCCUCAUCCCUGAGGAAGAUACUUGUUUUAUCAAGGAACAAAUUGCAGGACCACUUGAAUCACCAGUGAAAGAUUCUUCGUGGCCAUAUAAAGGACGUCCUAAAGAGAAAAGCUUCCUUUAUGAGAUAGUGGCUAAUAAAAGAAAUGGCAUUGAUGUAGAUAAAUGGGAUUAUUUUGCCAGGGACUGCCAUCAUCUUGGAAUCCAAAAUAAUUUUGAUUACAAGCGCUUUCUUAAGUUUGCCCGUGUGUGUGAAGUGGAUAAUAGGAAGCAUAUUUGCACUAGAGAAAAGGAGGUUGGAAAUCUCUAUGACAUGUUCCACACACGCAACUCUUUACACCGCAGAGCCUAUCAGCACAAAGUCGGGAACAUCAUUGAUACGAUGAUUACAGAUGCUUUCCUCAAAGCAGACCCCUACAUGGAGAUUAUAGGUGCUGAAGGGAAAAAAUACCGCAUUUCUACGGCAAUUGAUGACAUGGAAGCCUUCACCAAGCUGACAGAUAACAUUUUUCUGGAGAUUUUAUACUCUACUGAUCCCAAAUUGGAUGCUGCACGAGAAGUUUUAAAAAAUAUUGAAUACCGUAAUCUGUACAAAUACCUGGGUGAGACCCAGCCUACAAAACGAAGGAUUGAGAGGGAAGAGUAUGGAUGUCUUCCAAAACAGGUUGCUGAUGCUAAACCUCCGGAAAUAAAACUGGAGGCUGAACUAACGGCUGAAGAUUUCAUAGUGGAUGUUAUCAACAUGGAUUAUGGAAUGGAAGACAAGAAUCCAAUUGAUCAUGUUCGGUUCUAUUGUAAGAGUGACCCUUACAAAGCAAUCAUGAUUUCUAAAAAUCAGGUCUCACAGCUUCUGCCAGAGAGAUUUGCGGAGCAGCUAAUUCGAGGGUAUUGUAAGAAGUUGGAUGAAAAGAGUUUGUAUGCCGCAAAGCAACACUUUGUUCACUGGUGCGCGGUCAAGGACUUCACAAAGCCACAGGAUGGUGAUAUUGUAGCCCCCUUUAUAACACCUCGAAAACUAGAGUGGAACUACAAGCCAAUUCACCCUCCAGAAGCAUCCAGAACCAGAGUCCAGCUGUUUAAGGGGGACUCUGUGGUGCUGAAGGAUGAGCCCACCUUACCCGAGGAUGACUCCAUGUGAACGUCUGUGCUUGGCUGUUUACAAAAAGUCCUCCCCAACGCAAGAUGGGGAGUUCAGUCCUAGAGUUCCACAGACUUAGUUACGAGUGCUUUUUAUUUUGUGUUUUGAAUGUAUACACAUCCUGAAGGUAAGUUAUUCUUACUCAAAAAGCAAAAAAGGUAUUAGACAAAUUUUGCUACACGUUGUGAGAAGAAUUACCUUGCCUAUUUUUAAUGUUACUCGCCUUUCUCCUUUAGUAGUCUAUUUUUUUAGAAUAGCAACUCUUUUUUUAAUCUAAUCUCUUAUGACAGAUGAUUGUUUUUUCUUUAAUUUAGAAGUGAGGCAAGGGUACAAAUUAGAAUUUGAAGUAGGAAUUGUCAUGAGCAGACAUGAUUAAAAAUAAAACAAAUUCUACCCCCCAAGGAGGUGCUCAUCACCCCAAGUUUGAAGCUAGCACUCCUCAAGUGAUCAAAGGAAGUACGCCUGUCCUCACUCUCCUAGCCCCCCGUAAGCCGCCACGUUGGGGCACACAGUAGGAAGUAAAGGAGGACUAGGCUCCAACUGUUUAGUGAGAGGAUCUGAGGGUUCAGGCCUGUGUGUGUGUGUGUGUGUGUGUGUGUGUGUGUGUGUGUUGCUGGGAAGGAACCCAGGGCCUCAUGCAUUUCGGGCCAGUGCUAUAGCACUAACUGAGCCACAUCCCUGGUGCAGGCUGGGAUUAGCACAUAAAGCUGUCUUUUAGGAGACCACAGAAGCAUAGGGAGUCCUUAGACCAGGCUGCUAUCUGAGUCAGCUGUGCCCCAGACCUGGGAGUUUCUCUCUCUCUCCCCUGAGUCCUCACUGCCCUAGCCCAAGGGCCUCACCUCUGCCUAGCCUAGAGUGAACUCCCCAUCCCCCUACCUGCUUUCUGGGUCUGCCCAGUGAAUGGCUUGGGACAUCACAAGGACUGUCCUUGGGGUCACUCUCACCUGGACCUGUUUUUGCUGGCUCAGUGCAUGUUACAGGUUUCAAAGCAAACUGGACUAUCCUACCUUUGCCGAGGUUCAGGCUCCAGUGGGUCCCAGGUUCCCCUUUGUAACUUGAUUUUUCCAGCCACAGAGUGGGUACCCCCUUGGUUGAGCAGGACAGCUGUCCCCAGGGAACCUGUCCUAUAUAGCCCCAGGCUGUAGAAAGUCUCCAAGAACAAGGUCUGGAGUUGGAGCCAAAUGAGGAGGUGACCAGAGUGUGUGGAGAUGCAGGGCAGUGGAGACAGAGGCCUUGAGCCCCCCUCUUCUUACACACUGAUGUCCUCUUGUCACUCCCCAAGAAAGUGACAGCAGAUGCCCUGUGCUGUUGCUUUGCAUUGUGCAACUAGAUUCUGUUCCGUCCACUCCUGGUGAAGAAUUCGGUGUCUGCCGUCCUGUGUUACCAUGCCCUCCAUCCCUCAGUAGAGAAUCAGGGUGACCGUCUUUCCUAGGAGCAUAGGCAGAACCGUCCUGUCUCUCCUUCCACGGUGCUGCCCGUGUGGGGACGCUCGUUGACGCACAAGUGAGGGUCUGGCCUGUGUCUGCCUCGCCAGGCACCUCUGACACAUUCAGGGUAGACAACUGUAGUCUCAACCUCCUGUGCCCAGGCUCACGUUCAAGAAUGUGAUACUUUCCUAAGAUUGUUUUGUUUGUACUGACUUGAUUUUAAAAUCAUUUGUGGUUAACUCUGGAAUUUUGUAGCCCUCAGACUAUAUCAUUGUGUUAUCUGAGAAAUUAAUCUGUUUUGUUCACACCUUUUUUUCCAUGUAAGACAACUGCACUUUAUGCUGUUUGCAACUGUUUUAAUUACCAGAACCAUGUGCCAUUUACAGCUAUAAAUUUUUCUGAAGAAACAUUGUAA